CUGAUGUCCAGCCAGGAUGACUUUGUCUGAUGCGGAAGCCAUGGAGCUGAACUGCAGUGAAGUACCUCUUUAUGGGCAGAUGACGGUCUAUGCGAAGUUUGGCAAAAAUGUUUAUCUUCCUAAAGAUGCCGAGUUUUACUUCAUUUAUAACGGAUCUCAUCAGAGACACAUCGUGAUUGCAGAGCGCACAGGGGAUAACGUUCUCCAAUCCAGCGUUCCAGGCCACAGGCUUCAGGAGACGGUGACGGUGUCUGUGUGCCUCUGCUCGGAAGGUUACUCCCCUGUGACCAUGGGCUCUGACUCCGUGACCUAUGUGGACAAUAUGGCCUGCAGGCUGGCUCGUCUGCUGGUCACCCAAGCCGAUCGCCUCACAGCCAGUAGCCACCAGACCUUGCUGACCCCAUUUGCCCUGACGGCGGGAGCACUGCCUGCUCUGGACGAGGAGCUCGUGCUGGCUCUGACCCAUCUGGAGUUGCCUCUUGGGUGGACUGUCUUGGGAAAUUCUUCACUUGAAGUUUCUCUACAUAGAGAGUCUCUUCUGCACCUGGCUGUGAGAUGGGGCCUUGCUAAGCUUUCCCAGUUCCUCCUGUGUCUCCCUGGAGGAGUCCAGGCCUUGGCUUUGCCCAACGAGGAGGGUGCCACGCCAUUAGACUUAGCUUUACGUGGUGGAUGCUCCAAGCUGUUUGAAGACAUCACAAACUUCCAGGGCAGACGUUCCCCAGGUUUCUCCCGAGUGCAGCUCAGCGAAGAUGCCUCCCUGCGGUAUAUUCACUCAUCAGAAACACUGACCCUGACGCUUAAUCACACAGCCGAGCAUUUGUUGGAGGCGGAUAUUAAACUCUUUAGGAAAUACUUUUGGGAUAGAGCCUUUCUCCUCAAGGCUCUUGAAGAGCAAGAAGCCAGGUCAGAGGAAAAAUCAGAUAUGCCCUCCAGCACUGCAGAAACCGAAGAAGAGAUUAAGAAUUCGGUGUCCAGCAGAUCAUCGCCUGGAAAGGAGAAUGUAAAGUGUGUGAAAAACCCGGUGGUUCAACUGAAUGAACGUGAAGACCAGGACAGUCUAUAUUUGGAUCGUUCCUUUGAUGUCCUCAAAAAAUCCAAGCAUCCCCCAACAUUCCUUGCUGCUGGCCGGCUUUCUGACAUGCUGAAUGGCGGUGAUGAAGUCUAUGCUAACUGCAUGGUGAUAGAUCAGGUUGGUGAUUUGGAUAUUAACUAUGUUAAUAUAGAGGGAAUCACUGAAAAUACUUGCCUUGAAUCCAUGGGUUCCACUCUGGAGCCUCAGAGCAGCAAGCCCAUCCUUCCUACUGAAACCAGCGCUGGCAUGUACCCACCAAAUGAGAACACAGAAGUCACAUCACACACCGAAGCCCAACCAUCUUUCAUGUCACCAUCUAGUUCAUAUGCUUCCAGUUUGAAUCUUUCUUUUGGUCUUCAUGGAUUUGAAAAGGAACAAAGUCAUCUAAAGAAAAGAAGUUCCAGCCUUGAUGCCCUGGAUGCUGACAGUGAAGAAGAGGGGCAUUCCGAGCGGUCGCGCAUUUGCUACACUCCAGUGUCUCAGAGUUGCUCGAGAACUGGCAUUCCUAGUGGGGAUGAAUUGGACUCAUUUGAGACCAGCACUGAACCAGAUUUUAACAUCUCCAGGACUGAAUCACUUUCUUUAUCAAGUAGCCUGCAGCUGAAGGAAUCAUUGUUUUCUGGAGUCCGCUCACGUUCUUAUUCCUGCUCAUCACCCAAAAUUUCUUUAGGAAAAACUCGAUUGAUCCGUGACUUUACAGUGUGCAAUUCAGCUGAAGAUGGUGUGCUCCACAGUGGUCGUUCCCUCCUUCAGUCUCUCUCACUGUCUAAAUCAGUGUCUCUGUUCCAUCCCUGUAAGCAAAGAGCUUACAGCUUACCGGAGCCACCAAGAGAAAAAAGAAUUCAGGAAGAAGAAUGGGAUAAAUACAUCAUACCUGCCAAAUCAGAGUCUGAAAAAUACAAAGUGAGCAGAACUUUCAGCUUCCUCAUGAACAGGAUGACCAGCCCUCGGAAUAAAUCUAAGACAAAAGGCAAGGAUGCCAAAGACAAAGAGAAACUGAGUCGACAUCAGUUUGUCCCUGGAACAUUCUCUGGGUCUCUGCAGUGUUUGGUUUGUGAUAAAACGCUCCUGGGGAAAGAGUCGUUCCAGUGUUCCAACUGUAAUGCAAAUGUACAUAAGGGCUGUAAAGAUGCCGCCUCUCCAUGUACCAAGAAAUUCCAAGUGAAAUAUAAUAAGAACAAACCGCAGACCAUUCUUGGAAAUUCUUCAUUUAGAGACGCCCCAACGCCUGGGCUCUCCUUGCACCCUUCCUCCUCCAUGCCUAUUGGGUUGCCGACCGGGAGGAAGGAAACAGCAGGGCAAGUCCAUCCAUUGUCCAGAAGCGUUCCAGGCAUCACCUUGGAAAGCUUCAGGAGGUCAGGGGCAUCCUUGGAGUCUGAAAGUGAUGGGAGCACCUGGAGAAGCAGGUCUCAGUCUGAUGAGCUUUUCCAGCCCAUGGGCUCACCUCCCUCCACGGACUCCUUCUUAAUGGAAGAUGUCGUGGAUUCGUCUCUGUGGAGUGACCUCAGCAGUGAUGCCCAGGGGUUUGAAGCAGAAUCUUGGAGUCUGGUGGUGGACCCCUCCUUUUGUAGUAGGCAGGAGAAGGAUGUCAUCAAAAGACAGGAUGUCAUUUUUGAGCUAAUGCAGACAGAAAUGCAUCACAUCCAGACCCUGUUCAUCAUGUCCGAGAUCUUCAGGAAGGGGAUGAAGGAGGAGCUGCAGCUUGACCACAGCACUGUGGAUAAAAUCUUCCCCUGUUUAGAUGAGUUACUUGAAAUCCACAGGCAUUUCUUCUAUAGUAUGAAGGAGCGAAGGCAAGAAUCCUGUGUUGGCAACGACAGGAAUUUCGUCAUCAACCGAAUCGGAGAUAUUCUAGUACAACAGUUUUCAGAAGAAAAUGCAAAUAAAAUGAAGAAAAUAUAUGGGGAAUUCUGUAGCCAUCACAAGGAGGCUGUUAGCCUCUUUAAAGAACUCCAGCAGAAUAAAAAGUUUCAGAAUUUUAUUAAGCUCCGAAAUAGUAAUCUUUUGGCUCGACGCCGAGGAAUUCCAGAAUGCAUUCUGCUGGUCACUCAGCGCAUCACAAAAUACCCUGUCUUGGUGGAAAGGAUAUUGCAGUACACAAAGGAGAGCACUGAAGAACAGAAAGACUUAUGCAAAGCUCUUUGCUUAAUUAAAGACAUGAUUGCAGCUGUGGAUUUAAAAGUCAGCGAAUAUGAGAAAAAACAAAAAUGGCUUGAGAUCCUAAAUAAGAUUGAAAACAAAACAUAUACCAAGCUUAAAAAUGGCCACGUGUUUAGGAAACAGGCACUGAUGAGUAAAGAAAGGACCCUGUUAUACGAUGGCCUUGUUUACUGGAAAACCGCUACGGGUCGUUUCAAAGAUAUCCUAGCUUUGCUUCUAACUGAUGUGCUGCUCUUUUUACAAGAAAAAGACCAGAAGUACAUCUUUGCAGCUGUUGAUCAGAAGCCAUCAGUUAUUUCCCUUCAGAAGCUCAUUGCUAGGGAAGUUGCGAAUGAGGAGAGAGGAAUGUUUCUGAUCAGUGCUUCAUCUGCUGGUCCUGAGAUGUAUGAAAUUCAUACCAACUCCAAGGAGGAACGGAAUGCCUGGAUGAGGCGGAUCCAACAGGCAGUAGAAAGUUGCCCAGAAGAAGAAGGGGGAAGGACAAGUGAGUCUGACGAAGAGAGGCGGAAAGCUGAAGCCAGAGUGGCCAAAAUUCAGCAAUGUCAAGAAAUACUCAGUAACCAAGACCAACAAAUUUGCACAUAUUUGGAAGAGAAGCUGCAUAUCUAUGCUGAACUUGGAGAACUGAGUGGAUUUGAGGAUGUCCAUCUAGAGCCCCACCUCCUCAUUAAACCAGACCCCGGAGAGCCUCCCCAGGCAGCCUCAUUACUGGCAGCAGCACUGAAAGAAGCCGAGAGCCUGCAAGUUGCAGUGAAGGCCUCCCAGAUGAGCGAUGCGUGUCAGUCACCCAAGGAAGGUUGUGGAGAACCUGCUUUGCAGGAUGUGUUCAGUUCUCGGGAUGCAUCCGGAUCGCCUACUGCUUCACUAGUCACAGAAGGGACAGGAGGAAGAGGCUGUUGGGAUGUGGAUCCUGGGACCCAGGGUGUGGGAACCGACCUGGCGGUCUCUGAUGCGGGGGAGAAGGUGGAAUAUAGAAGUUUCCCAAGUUCUUCACAGUCAGAGAUUAUACAAGCGAUACAGAAUUUAACCCGUCUCUUAUAUAGCCUUCAGGCCGCCUUGACCGUUCAGGAUAGCCACAUUGAGGUCCACAGGCUGGCUCUCCAGCAGCAGGAGGGCCUGUCCUCCGGCCCCUCUUUCCGAGGCAGCCCCUUUCAGGACCAGGAGAAGCACCGAAGCCUGGAGAAGCGGCAGGAGGAGUUGGCCAGCCUCCACAAGCUGCAGCAUCGGUUCCAGCAGGACCAGCAGCGGUGGCGCCGCAGGUGCGACCAGCAGCAGCGAGAGCAGGAGGCCAAGGCCAGCCGGCUGCAGGAGCGCGAGAGGCAGUGCCGGCUGCAGGAGGAGCUGCUGCUGAGCAGCCGGGGGCAGCUGGACCAGCAGCUCCAGGAGUACCAGCAGAGCCUGGAGCGGCUGCGUGAGGGCCAGCGCCUGGUGGAGACGGAGAGGGAGCGGAUGCGGGCCCAGCAGAGCCUGCUGCGUGGCUGGAAGCACAGCCGGCAGAGGAGCCUUCCCGCGGCAUUGCCUCCAGGAGGCGUGGAGGUAAUGGAACUUAAUCAAUCUGAGGGUUUAUGUCAUGAAAAUUCACUCUUCAUCAAUGAAGCUUUAGUGCAAAUGUCACUUAACACCUUGAACAAACCGACUCCAGCAGAUAUCCAUCAGGAUGCCACUUACCCCCCAAGUAUAUCUCAUUCCGAUUUGGUAAGGACUAGUGAAAAUCAAGUAGACCUCAAGAUGAACAUUUCUCAGCCCUUGGAUGUCAGCCAUGAACUGUGGAUAGCCGCUGGGUCCUGUCAUCAGAUACCCCCUCUCCACCAAAGCAGCAAGGAUUCUUGUAAAAAUGAUUUGGAUCUCUCUCAGACUGCAUACCCACCCCCUCAGGACUCAAAUGCGCAUGGCCCUCAGCUGCAAACGUUCAUAGCAGAAGCAAAGCUCAAUCUACAGAGAGUAACCAGACAAGAUGGGGAAACUGGAGAUGGAACAGAAGAAACUAUUGUUUACCUCUAAUUGUUAUUUUUCCAAAUGAAACAAAAUACUGGCAUUUUGGGGAGAAUUUUUUUUUUUCCUUUCCUGAUGUGUGUGUGACUGUGUCCAAAUUGCUUUAGGAGUAAUGUUUAAUAUUUCGUGCAAGUUUAUUUUGGGGGCAUGAGUCUAAUAAUUAAAUUAUUGAAAACAACUUUGUAUCAUCAUUAACUUAUCACACCGAAUUCCAGACUCCUGGAGGAGAAAUUAACUUAGAUAAGCAGAAAUAUGCUCAAAGUUGUUAUGACCCUAGAGUAAAAUUCCAUAUUGUAUUUUCUACGGGAUCAUUUGGUUUUUGAAAUGCCUUUUAAGAUCUAGUUGAAGCACUUUGGAUGGAAAGUGAUAUAAUUGGCAAAUUUUCACAAUCACAGCAGCUGAUUAGGAGGAGUGACCUCAGGGCCCUCAAAGGUGAGGAGGAUGUGGAAAAGGACUUUUCUUGGCUAGUCUUUGGGACAUCAAAGGGGUCACUCCUGGUGGUGAGCUGUUACAGUCACCAAGCAACCGAGGUACCCUAUUUGGACCCCUGUCCUAACCGGGUGGCCACUCUGCUGUGGACACAAUCUGGACUCUUGGGACCUGGGCCAGAGACUGUUCAGAUGCACCUUCGUGGUCCUAAUGCUUGUGGGCUUUGAAGUCAUAGUUCAGCAGCAUCUUUCAACACAGCCCUGAGACAGGGCCCCAGCAAGUCAGUUCGAGGUAAACUUUACUAGCAACACUUUGCUACUGAAGUAAGACUUUAUGAGCCCUUGCUUCUCUCCGCUGGCCCUGCCUCCUUCUGGUCCCGGGAGCACCAAAGACCACCACUCACUGGAAGGAUCGCUGCCCAGCAGUGACUGAAGGACAAAAACUGCUCUCUUGGUGAAGCUUGCUGCCUGAAUGUGCUUUUCCACAAAGGAAAACUGGCACAUCUUGCUUUCAGGGUAAUAUGGGUCUCUGUGUGAGAAAAUAAACCAGGAAAUGUUUUCAGUUUGUUCUUCAGAAGUAUUUGUGUAUAUUUUGGUCAGUGUCAAUAAAUAUCUUUUACCUC
Messenger RNA from Kogia breviceps (pygmy sperm whale), 6275 nucleotides. The record is from RefSeq and is a predicted model, not a curated record. Lineage: Eukaryota; Metazoa; Chordata; Mammalia; Artiodactyla; Physeteridae.